UAAGCUACAUAAUUCUUGCCUGCGUUCUUGUUGUUAUUCGAUUGCAUUAUCUAAUUUUCUUUCGCUCUCCUCUGAGCACAAUUUCGCUUCGUGGGACGGCUCUCGCUGUUAUCGUAUGCCGCUCUUCGUUAUUUUCGUCAUAACGAAAUGAAAUCGCCAGGCGGCAUAUGACAUCACUGCACGAAAAAGGUUUCAGUUACGCGAAAAAUGCCAGACGAUAUAGAUGUACGUCGCUUGAUUGAAGAAGUGAAGGCGCGCCCCAUCAUAUGGCAAGUUCCAUACGGAAUGUACAAGGACCGGGCGGUCACACCUCCGAAAUGGGCAGAAAUCGCUGCAAUACUAGGAGUGGAUGUCAAGCGUUGCAAGCGUAAAUGGAAGAAUCUACGUGAUGCUUAUCGUGCCGAGGUGCGUCGUAUCGACCGUCGUGUGGAGCGUCUAAAGGCUUCUGGCGUCUACGAUAGCUCAGUGAACAUUCAAAGCAAAUGGGCAUAUUUUGAACCGAUGAGUUUCAUUAAUGACACCCGCCGUCCCAGAUAUCCAUCGCAUACUCACAGAAGUGACGACGGUGAGGGCUCGAAUGGCUCACACGACGAACCGCCCGGUUUUCAUAGCAUUUGCGACAUCAAAAUGGAACCACAUCACACUAGCGACGAAGAUGAAUACGAAGAGGAGGAACAAUUGCUGGAACAGUUCGUGAGUGCCGCCACACCGCAAGCUGUACGCCGCCUUUCGAAUUCAAUAUCUGUUGCCAAUGCUGCCGAAGAUGCGACCACAUCUGCCGCCAGUUGCAAAUGCUCGAAUCGUGCUGAUGAUCAGGUGCAUUUUUUGGAGAAUUUGGAGCGUGAAGAGCAGAGUUUAAUGCAGUCGACGCGCAUGGAUAUGAGACGCGACAACAAUACCAGCCAUGUGGGUGAUUCCGAUUACAAUUUUCUUGUUAGCUUUCUGCCGCAGAUGAAGCGCAUGAGUGAAUUGCAAAAUUUGCAAUUUCGUGCGAAGAUGAGUGAGCUGUUGUUGAAUAUAAUGACGCCAAAUACUGGUGGAUCUGUGCAAUUAAUGACUGUCGCCACCUCACCAAGUGUUACGCAAUUUCAACAACAACAAACGCAGCAGCUUCAGUUGCAGCAACAACAACAACAGCCACAAGGAGGUGUUAUCCAAUGUGUGCCAGUGCUGCAACAGCCGACGUUACAGCAAAUGCAAGUACAGCAGACGCCUACACAACAACAGUUCACCACCGCUGAUCUAAUGGACGCCGAGCCAUUGGAGAACAGCAGCAUAAGCAUUAGUAGUGAAGCGAGUGGGGAUAACUCAACUAACUGGACAUGAAAGCGACAGUGGUUUUGAAACUGUACGCGCUUCUCCAUAUAUUUUCGUUUGAUUUUUUACAACAUUCGCAUAAAUAGUGGAUGCAAAUUAUUUCCCAUUAUGAGAUUGGCAAAUAUUUUCGUUUAGUUGUUGUGCUACCAUGGGAAUUUGCAAAUUGCUUUCUAUAUGCCACGUCAAUGGCACUCACUAUAUUUGUGAACUGUAUUCGUAUUUAUGUAACGGGAAUUUUUAGGUGGGGCGCAGCUCUUCCAGACAAAGAGUUUUUCAGUAAUUUUUUGCGAAAUACUGAGCGUAUUUGUUAUCCUUAAAUAAAUGGCAUAUUAAUAUUCACGCUUAAAUGAAUAUAAAAAAAAAUUUUUCAAAUAAAAAAAAACAAAAACAAAAUUGCGGCGCUACAGCUACUCAAACGUGGCUCCCUCAAAUUGCGCCGUGGAUUGUACAGCCCCUUGUAAUAAACUGAAAUCAACCAGACACAAAUUUUUCAUUAAUUUAUUAAUUUUUUAAUUUCAUUUUUUAACGAAACAAAAAUUUAAUUUGGAGCGAAAAAGACAAAAAUUACACCUUUUUUAUAAACAAAUUGAUCAAAACAAUAUUUUUGGUAAUAAUUAAUAGAAAAUUUUAGGUACUUGCAAAGGUCAAUAUGUUAAAGAAUUUCGCUGCAAAAUUUUAAGUUGCUAUCUUGAUUACCUUUUGAGUUAUAUUCGACAGCGCGGAAAAAUAAAUUCAAGAAAAAACGCGUUUGAAGUUUUCGUUCUUAUUUACCUUUCGGUCGUCGCUCAUCACUUCACUGACUAUAUAGGGACCUUUUAGGCUUUCUAUUAAACUUAAAACUUUGAAAAAUAUUCUUUAGAUUCUAUACCUAUGAAUUUUCAAAGCAAAAAACAAAAAUCAUUGAAAAUUUGAAAGUGCUGGAGGAGCUGCCCCCCUUAAGUUGAAGAUUAGAGAGAGUAAAUUUAUAAGUAUUUUUUCCGUUCCAAAUAAAAGUCACGUUCAACAAUAAAACAUUUGCACAGCUAUUUAUUAAUUAAAACUAAAUUAAGCUUACCCUAUCGGUUCUGUGCUUUAAGCCUGUCCAUUUACUUAUGGGUUAUAACAGAAGGCCGAAAAAAGCGAAUUUUUUUCUGAGAAUACUUUUAAGUUUAUUGAUCUAAAAAUUUGUACACCUUUCAACUGUAUUUUAAGACUUAGUAUUAGUAAAAAUAUUUAUUUGGAAAGGAGCUACAGCUGAUCUCCGGAAGCUCCUCUCAACAACACGUUUUGCGGUGACCGCUAUAUCUCUGAACUGGAUCCUAUGAAAUUAAAAAACCAAAGUAAUGUUAACUCUAGUAAUUUAU
Messenger RNA from Anastrepha ludens (Mexican fruit fly), 2660 nucleotides. RefSeq lists its product as uncharacterized. The coding region runs from base 208 to 1326 and encodes 372 amino acids. Lineage: Eukaryota; Metazoa; Arthropoda; Insecta; Diptera; Tephritidae. The record is from RefSeq and is a predicted model, not a curated record. Gene Ontology annotation, cellular component: transcription regulator complex; nucleus. The transcript is spliced from 2 exons. Gene Ontology annotation, biological process: regulation of transcription by RNA polymerase II. Gene Ontology annotation, molecular function: DNA binding.